Messenger RNA from Coprinopsis cinerea okayama7#130, 1053 nucleotides. RefSeq lists its product as hypothetical. The record is from RefSeq and is a predicted model, not a curated record. The transcript has a single exon. Bases 1 to 1053 code for a protein of 350 amino acids. Lineage: Eukaryota; Fungi; Basidiomycota; Agaricomycetes; Agaricales; Psathyrellaceae.
AUGUCGGGCGCAGCACAACGGGCUCCACUCAUCAAAAGGGCUUUGUGCAUUGCCAACCUGUUAAACUCGUCCACACCCUCUCUCACAGCCUUCGAAGGAGAGGGCUCCGCAGAAUCUGCUAUCCUGCUGGAGGACUCAGUUCUUGAGGCCCAUUCAGAAUCCAGUUCUAUCUCCAACAGUACUCGAUGCAAACGGUCUUCUGAAACUGCACCCCUCACCAAGAAAAACGUCAAAGCGCUCGGGGAGCCCUCACCUGAGCUCAGAAUUAUGAACUUUGCCCGAUCUCUCAACACUUCUUCUCCCGGGCCCAGCUCACUUUCUCCAGUCAAAGACUGGGGUCGUUACUCCCCGUCUCCUCUCCGUGGGCAACCUCUUCUCUGUGAUGAUACCCUAUCGGAUGGCUGGUCUCAAACCUCCGACAUAAUGGAUUACUACGACGCAACCAGUGUGGUCGCCGUGUUAUCCAUUGAAACUGACGAAGGCUCCCAGCAAGACGACCACGACGAGCUGGCUGAGGUCGAGUCAAGGCAAGGGAGAGAACACUCGGUGCCCCCGAUCACAGUCCUCCAAUGCAGCGAUGACCGUGCUAGUUCUCCUUCAACGGAUCAUACUCUGAAACAGCUACCUGUGACUGGAAAGGAGCCUCCCUCUGCUUCGGAAAGUUCGAACUCUCUGGCCGAUACACCGCAGGAACGACUUACUAUUCGAAUCCCUCCUCGUCUCGAGCGCAUACUAUCUCAGGAGGCAUGCGGCAAGAGGAAACGGUCGACCACUUCCGAGGAGGAGGAUGGUUCGAACAGCAAAGACAGAUCUGAAGGGAGCUCGUCAAAGAGGGCUAAAUUGAUUCAACCCGUCGCAAGAAGAGUGACUCGCAGCUCCACACGAGCCCAAGUGGUGAAAAAGAAUGGAGCAGCCGGGGUGGUCCCAAAGGUCGUCACGUCCGAUCGAGUUCUACGUUCGGAGACUCGGCGGAGGCUGGAGAGCACUUCUUCCGCAAGGAUGGUCUCUACGAGAACCUUACGCCCAAGACCGCUGAAGAGAGGGGUGGCUUAA